Messenger RNA from Arabidopsis lyrata subsp. lyrata, 3008 nucleotides. Its product is annotated as probable LRR receptor-like serine/threonine-protein kinase At1g51860. Gene Ontology annotation, biological process: protein phosphorylation. Bases 173 to 2845 code for a protein of 890 amino acids. The record is from RefSeq and is a predicted model, not a curated record. Gene Ontology annotation, molecular function: ATP binding; protein binding; protein kinase activity. The transcript has 14 exons. NCBI's taxonomy places the organism in Eukaryota, Viridiplantae, Streptophyta, Magnoliopsida, Brassicales, Brassicaceae.
UUUUUUUGCUUGGUUUCGUAUCUUUUUAUAUAUUUGAUUUCACAUUUUUUUAUUUGAGCUUAGGUUAUAUAAUUUAAACCUUCCCACGCCUGAAACCAGAAAGAAUGUCGUAGGCAAAAAUGAACAAUGAAUAUUGAUAGCCUCCUCUGAAUCUGACCACCUACGCAAGAAAAUGAAGUCUCUUCAUUGGUUUUUGCUUCUUUUGAUCAUAGCUUUUACCGUUUUGAGAUCAGUCAAAGCUCAAAAUCAAGCAGGGUUCAUCAGCUUGGAUUGUGGGUUGGUGCCUAAGAACACAACUUAUACAGAGAAGACGACGAAUAUAACAUACAAAUCAGACGCGGAUUACAUCGAUAGUGGAUUGGUCGGGAAAAUCAAUGAUGCAUACAAGACUCAAUUUCAGCAACAGGUUUGGGCCUUGAGAAGCUUCCCUGUGGGUCAAAGAAACUGUUACAACGUCAACCUCACGGCAAAGAGCAAAUAUUUGAUCAGAGGAACCUUUGUGUAUGGGAAUUACGACGGUCUGAAUCAACUCCCGAGUUUUGAUCUUCACAUUGGUCCUAACAAAUGGUCUUCUGUUAAAAUACUAGGAGUAACAAAUACUUCUAUGCACGAGAUUAUCCAUGUUGUACCACAAGAUAGUCUUCAAGUUUGUCUUGUUAAGACCGGAUCGACGACACCAUUCAUUUCGUCGCUCGAAUUUCGUCCAUUGAACAAUGAAAGUUAUCUCACGCAAAGCGGAUCAUUGAUGUUGUUCGCCAGAAUUUACUUUCCAUCUAGUCCAUCAUCAUUCAUCAGGUAUGAUGAGGACAUACACGACCGAGCCUGGAAUGCAUUCUCAGAUGAUGAAACUGUCUCGAUAAGCACAGACCUCCCGAUCGAUACAAGUAACUCCUACGACAUGCCUCAAUCCGUGAUGAAGACAGCUGCUGUCCCUAAAAAUGCUAGUGAACCAUGGCUCUUGUGGUGGACACUUGAUGAAAUCACUGCACAGUCAUAUGUAUAUAUGCAUUUCGCCGAAAUCCAGAAUCUAACAACCAGUGAAAUCAGAGAAUUCAACAUUACUUACAAUGGUGGUUUACGUUGGUACAGCUAUUUUAGGCCUCCUAUAUUCAGCAUUUCAACGGUCUUUAAUCCAAGGGCAGUGAGUUCUUCGAAUGGGAUAUUUAAUUUCACAUUCGCAAUGACCGGUAACUCAACUCUGCCUCCCCUUCUCAACGCCCUCGAGAUUUAUACAGUCGUAGACCUUCUACAACUAGAGACAAACAAAGAUGACAUUUCUGCUAUGGUGAACAUCAAAGAAACCUAUGGUUUGAGCAAAAAGAUAAGCUGGCAAGGAGAUCCAUGUGCUCCUCAGUUUUAUCGGUGGGAAGGUUUAAAUUGCAGUUAUCCGGACGCCGAGGCAUCACGGAUCAUAUCCUUGAACUUGAAUGGGAGCGAGUUGACCGGUUCCAUAACAUCUGACAUAUCCAAGCUAACACAGUUGACAGUACUAGAUUUAUCAAAUAAUGAUUUAUCAGGAGAGAUUCCAGCAUUUUUUGCUGAUAUGAAGUCAUUGAAACUCAUAAACUUAAGUGGAAACCCGAAGCUUAAUCUCACAGCAAUUCCAGAAUCUCUUCAGCAAAGGGUAAACAACAAAUCUUUAACACUAAUCUUGGGUGAAAACCUGAAUCUUUCUCCCAAAAAAGAGAGUAAAAAGGUUCCGAUGGUUGCUAUCGCAGCGUCAGGGGCUGGCGUGUUCGCUCUGCUGGUUAUCUUCGCUAUAUUGUUUAUCAUUAAAAAGAAAAAUGCAAAAGCUAAUAAGUCUCCAGGACCACCCCCAUUAGUAACUCCCGGUAUAGUUAAAAGUGAGACAAGAUCAUCCAAUCCAUCAAUCAUGACAAGAGAACGCAGGAUCACGUAUCCCGAGGUACUGAAGAUGACUAAUAACUUCGAGAGAGUUCUUGGGAAAGGAGGCUUUGGAACAGUUUAUCAUGGAAACUUGGAUGGUGCUCAAGUGGCUGUGAAAAUGCUCUCUCAUUCAUCAGCUCAAGGUUAUAAAGAGUUCAAAGCAGAGGUUGAACUUCUUUUAAGAGUUCACCAUAGACAUUUGGUGGGACUUGUGGGUUACUGUGAUGAUGGAGAUAACUUAGCUCUGAUUUAUGAAUAUAUGGCAAAUGGAGACUUGAGGGAGAAUAUGUCAGGAAAAUGUGGAGGCAAUGUCCUUACUUGGGAAAACAGGAUGCACAUAGCUGUAGAGGCUGCACAAGGACUGGAGUAUCUGCACAAUGGAUGUAGGCCUCCUAUGGUCCAUAGAGAUGUAAAAACUACUAACAUCUUAUUGAAUGAGCGGUGUGGAGCGAAACUAGCCGAUUUUGGGCUUUCGAGAUCUUUCCCAAUCGAUGGUGAAUGUCAUGUCUCAACAGUGGUUGCGGGUACACCUGGUUACCUAGACCCGGAGUACUACAGAACAAACUGGCUAAGUGAGAAGAGUGACGUGUACAGCUUCGGUGUAGUGCUAUUAGAGAUAGUCACAAACCAGCCUGUGAUAGAUAAAACCCGAGAGAAACCUCACAUUAAUGAAUGGGUUGGGUUCAUGCUCACUAAAGGAGACAUCAAGAGCAUCGUUGACCCGAAACUGAUGGGGGACUAUGAUACAAACGGUGCAUGGAAGAUUGUGGAGCUAGCCCUAGCCUGUGUGAACCCGUCUUCAAACAGGAGACCAACAAUGGCACACGUUGUGAUGGAGCUAAACGAAUGUGUGGCCUUAGAAAAUGCAAGGCGACAGGGUAGUGAAGAGAUGUACUCAAUGGGUUCUGUUGACUAUAGUCUCUCUUCUGCUUCUGAAUUUGCUCCUGGAGCCAGAUAAGUUGAGAAUAUCAUUGAUAUAUGUGAUUUUAUUGGAAAGCUAUCUUGUUUUUAUUUCUUUUCUUUGUGAGUUUCACAAUGUAUGUUUUGAAGAAACAAUGUACAUUCUACCUUCUUGGGUGCAGGUGCUACCUUUGUGAUAAUAAAAUUACAAUGUGCCUAAA